CAAAGAGAAAUUAAAAAUUACGUUCACGACGAAUUCACGUAAAGUCUGAAAUCUGAAUAAAUUUUCUAGAUAUAUAGUUCAGGUUCAGUUUUUAAUAUUUUUACUGUAGCUUUGUUACAUGAAGGGACAAAUGUUUGUUUGACGGAGAAAAAUAGAUCGCAUAGUUUAUUUUUAAAAUCAUUUUUAUUGUUGUUCAAAAACAACAUGAGCACCACUGACACAUCAGCUUCCAAAGAAAUGUCCUUUGCCGAAAAGCAGGCUGAGCGAAUGAAAAAAUUGCGCUCCUUACACAACGCUCGAAAUGAGGCUCGAACGCAAAAUCACCAAGAAGUCGUCGCCGAAGAAGCAAGAAACAAGUUACCUUCAAACUAUGAAGCCAAACGAAGACAAGCAGAAUGGUUAAUGGAUGAUCAAACUAAACGGGAAGAGGCUUCUAAACAAGGUAAGGAUUACGAUAGAGUGAAGCUUUUAAAUAUAUCAGCAAUAGAAGCAGAGAGAUUAGAAAGAAAGAAGAAGAAAAAGAAUCCUGAUCAAGGUUUCUCAACAUAUGAACAAGCAACAGUGAGACAAUACAAUAGACUUGUAAAGAACAUGCCACAGGCAGAUAUGGAACAAUAUGAAAAACAGAAAGAGAAAUAUGGCGAUGCAUUUUAUGGUGGUCCAAAUGUUAUUAUUCAUGGCAUGCAUAAGGAUAGAAAGGAGGCUGUUGAUAAGAUGGUAGACGAUCUGGAAGGACAAAUUGCUAAAAGAGCGAAAUAUUCACGUAGAAGGACACACAAUGAUGAUGCUGAUAUUGAUUAUAUCAAUGAAAGAAAUGCUAAGUUUAACAAGAAAUUGGAAAGGUUUUAUGGUGAACAUACAGCUGAGAUUAAACAAAAUUUGGAAAGGGGAACUGCUAUAUAAAUAUAUAUAAUUGGAAGGAAAUAAUAAAAUUGGUUGAACUCUGUGUCAAUUUUAGGUUAACAAUAAAAAUAUCUUCUGUCAUUGAUGAGAUUUAAGGCAAUAAUGAUCAUCAAUUCUUGCCAUUGACAUGUUAAAUAUUUUAAUUUUAAUCCUACUAACCUGUACCCCCUGAUGAUUCUGCGCCUUAAAAAUAAUAGGUCUAGGGAUGUUAUUUCUUGAGAUAACUCAAGAAAAGCAUGUGUUUGGACUCUUAGUCUCAAUCCAUUAAUAACUUGAUCUCUCUCUCUCUAUAAUGACUUGAAGUCAUGUCCACACUUUCAAAGGACUCUUGAUCUGAGGAGAAGACAAUAUGUACUGCACAAGUAUUGGGCCAUUAAGAUCUAUGCAGGUGCUUUGACCCCAAACUUUAAUAAAAAACAAUUCUAUAGUGUAAUUGUUGUUGAAUAUAUCUUUAAACAAGCAAUUCUUGUAUAUAAAUAUAUAAUCUGAAUCUCAGAAAUAGCUUCAAUGAUUUUAAUGAAAUUUAGUAAACAGGUUUCGGGGCUACAAAUCGUUCUAGCUAGGUUUCAAUUUUGCAAAAAACUGCUACAAUAACAUAGAAUACAAAGGUAAAUUUCGCCACUAUAUAUUACAAAACUAUAAUAGUUCAGAUGGGACAUUGGGUGAUCCUGACUCCAGUUUGAAUCCAGAUGUCCUAUUAGUUUAUUUAUGUCCAAGUUUUGUACCUAUAAUAAUUUGCCACAUUUUUUGAUAAUAAACAAUAAUCUGGAUGUCUUAAAACAAUCUGAGCUUGUACAGGACUAGAUAGGCUAAUAAAAGAAAAUUGAUGAACUGAAGUUUUUAUAAAAAAAAAAUGGAUUUCAUAUGGUGUAUUCUUAUUCAAGAUCAUUUAGGUUUGGUUGUAAGUAAUCAGAAGUUUUACCUUUUAAUUGCAUUACACCUCAGAAUACAUAAAUAAUAAACUAAUAUAAGAAUGAGCACAUUUUUAUUUGGUAACAUACAAUCUUCUUUAUAUGUAUAAAAUAUUUUGUAUUACAAUCUAUUGUACACUUAGCAUAUACAUUUUCUUAGCA
Molecule: messenger RNA, 1976 nt
Organism: Leptidea sinapis
Lineage: Eukaryota; Metazoa; Arthropoda; Insecta; Lepidoptera; Pieridae
Product: pre-mRNA-splicing factor Syf2-like
Exons: 1
Coding region: 205-903 (232 amino acids)
Cellular component (GO): post-mRNA release spliceosomal complex; Prp19 complex; catalytic step 2 spliceosome
Source: RefSeq, a predicted model, not a curated record